GAGGCGGGGUAUCCGGACGCGUCGACACUGGGCCCGGAAACCGGAAAAGAGGUUACGCACUCCCCUCGGGCGGGGGGGCGUCGGCUGCGGGUCCGAGGGUCCCUGGCUUCUUCUCGUCUGCCACAGCCUGUGGGCCCCUCUGGCACUUCAGUUCGGACCCUGGCUCUGGAGCAGAUAAGCGGCAUGGAAGCCGAGGACCUCCGGGAGGAACUGACUUGCUCCAUCUGCCUGGACUAUUUUGAGGACCCGGUGUCCAUCGAAUGUGGCCACAACUUUUGCCGCGGCUGCCUGCGCCGCAGCUGGGCUCCAAGCAGCUGCUCUUUCUCUUGCCCCGAGUGUAGGCAGCCGUCGGCGCCCGCCGCGCUGCGGCCCAACUGGGCGCUGGCCAGGUUGACCGAGAGGACGCGGCGCCGUAGCCAGCGCCCCGUGCCCCCAGGCCUGUGCAGCCGCCACCAGGAACCACUGCGGCUCUUCUGCGAGGACGAUCAGCGGCCCGUGUGCUUGGUGUGCAGGGAGUCCCAGGAGCAUCAGGCCCAUGAGAUGGCGCCCGUCGACGAGGCCUCUGUGAGCUACCGGAAACAUUACUUUGGUAUCCAUAUGGAUGAGUGCAGAAGACCAAUUAGGCUACUGUUGUGUUAUUUUAAGCUAGAGGAGAAACUUCUUAUGUCUCAAUGUAGUCUCACAGCCAAGAUGAAGAAAGCCAUGCAGUUACAGGAGACGGAAAUGAAGAAUGCUACAAAGUGGAAGGCGCAUAUAAAGAAUCAGCGAGCAAGAAUCAGUACAGAGUUUUCAAAGCUGCACCAAUUCCUGGCUGAAGAAGAGCAACUCUUUCUUCAGAGACUGAGUGAAGAAGAAGAAGAGACAAAGAGUAAAUUGAGGGAUAACAUGUUAAGGCUCAAUGAAACAAUCGCUUCUUUGAAGAAUCUCAUGUUAGAAGUUGGGGAGAAGAGCCAGGCCUCCACCCUGGAAUUGCUCCAGAAUCCAAAAGAUCUACUGACCAGGAGUGAGAUCCAGGAUGUGAACUAUUCCCCUGAAGUUCUAAAGGUGAAGACACUGUGCCAGAUACCAAUGGUGAAGGAAAUGCUAAAACGAUACCAAGUGGCUGUAAGUGUAGCUGAAAUCACAGCUCAUUCGAAACUUGUUUUCUCCCAGGAAGGGAGAUACGUGAAAAAUGCAGCAUCAGCCAGUUCAUGGCCAGUACUUUCUACGACAUGGAACUACUUGGCUGGAUGGAAGAAUCCUCUGAAGACCACAGACAUUGUAGAGAGAUUUCAGCACUUACCCUGUGUUCUGGGAAAAAAUGUUUUCACCUCAGGGAAGCAUUACUGGGAAGUUGAAAAUAGAGGUAGCCUGGAGAUUGCUGUGGGAGUGUGUCAGGAGGACAUCAUGGGGAUUACUGAUAGUUCAAAUAUGUCUCCCCAUGUGGGAAUCUGGGCUAUUUAUUGGAGUUCAGCUGGGUAUCGGCCCCUGCCAAGACUUCCUUUAACUCUUCCCAGGCAAGAACCAGUUCUUCACCGGGUGGGCGUUUACCUAGACUAUGAGGCUGGCAGUGUCUCCUUCUACAAUGCGGAGGAUGGACUGCUCCUGCACACUUUUUCUUGUUCUUUUGUCUCCCGGCUCCGGCCAUUCUUUUGGUUGAGUCCAUCAGCAUCUUUAGUUCUCCCAGCAGUGACUUCUGGGAAAUGAGGCUGUUCUUCCUCUGCCUAGAAAUCCUUCCCUGUACCCUAGUUCAGUGACACAUAUCCCCUGGCCUCCUUUGGUUUAAUAUGCCUGUAUCUUGAGUAGUCCGCUUCUGCGUCUCAUUCAUUGAACCCUUUGGUAUUCACCCUGUAUGUACUUUAGAAGAGGUAGAUCCAUGGGAGGGAGGUAAUUCAGGCCAGUGAGGAUGGGACAGGAAAUUUUCCCAGGUCAUUCUGAGGAUUAUUUUUAUAGCUUUUAAAAACGUAUUUUAGAAGAUACACCCCCUUCCCACUUCUAAAUUAGCAGGUAUUUGGAACUGAGAACACAGGAAGAAUGAAAAGGUGGAAGAAAUAGAGUUUUGUUUUGCUUUUUUUGUUGUUGUUGUUGAGACAGAGUCUCACUCUGCUGCUCUGGGUUGAGUGCCAUGGUGUUGCAGCCUGAAGCUCACAGCAACCUCAAAUUCCUGGGCUCAAGUGAUCCUCCUGCCUCAGUCUUCAAAGUAGCUGGGACUAUAGGUGCCUACCACAAUGCCCGGCUAGGUUUUCUUUUUUCUUUUUUCUUUCUCUCUCUUUCUCUCUCUCUUUUUUUUUUUUUUAGUAGAGAUGGGAUUUUGCUCUUGUUCAGGCUGGUCUCAAACUCUUGAGCUCAACCAAUUCAUCCGCCUUGGCCUCCCAGAGUACUAGAUUACAGGUGCGAGCGACUGUGUCUGGCCAAGAAGCUCAGUGUUGCCAUGAUUAAGUGUUGAAUUUCUUUGAUCUCAAGCUUCUUGGUAUCAUGAGAUAAUGGCUCCCUUAUUUUAUAAGGCAAUUUCCAUUGCAUUUGGUUCUAAGGUAGCCUAACUGGCACUAAUGGCAUAUAUCAUGAACGUGCCCUGGCUUACCUCACUUUUUCUACAUUUUUGGCAAAGGUAUAGAAUCUCUUUCUGUCCAGUCAUACAGUGCCUCUUUUCAGUAAGUACUGAUGUCUUCCACUUUUCUCGCUUAGAACCUCGAAGAAAUCUCCCCUCAGUCUGCCCAUGCUACUUGUCCUUUGCUUCUGGACCUGAAUAGUCGGAUCUUUGUCCUCAACUAUUCACUGUGCUGUGCAUUUGUCAAGUUCAUAGGUUGUUGAUAGAGGGUUGUUAGUGUCAUAAUGACCAUGUUGAGAAACAUGAAUUAAAAUAUCUACAUUGUUCUGGCCUUUUCAUAUUAUGCAGAUUAGUGAGGUGGAAAUUGAAAUCUUCUUUGUACAAAUGAGAAAGUGAACUCUUUAUAACUAGCUCAGGAUUGCUUAGCUGGCAAAUAGGAACGUUGGGAUUAAAAUACAGAUUUGUCUGAGAUGAAAGCCCGUGCUGUAUUCUACUCUACCUGUAUGUGUAAGCACUUAAUGAAUUGGGUUCAUCUUUGAAGAUGUUUGGCAUCAUCUUUGUUUCAGGUUAUUUUUUUGUUACAUGUUUUUAUUCUGUAUAUGUUUUCCUCACUUUACCUUUUCUGCUCUGGAUUGUAUGUACAUAGAAGAUCGUGACAAUUAUUGGGUAUUUUUAAAAUAAUGAUUGUUUCUCUUCUGGCUAUAAAAGUCAUGUGUACAUAUUGUAGGUGAUUUGGAACAUACAAAAAGUAUAAAGAAAAUUAAAAGUUAUCUAUGCCACCACUACUAACAUUUUAAUAUAUUUUCUCCAUAUUUUCAAUAAAGUCUUUCUGGCAGUGAUUUAGAGGAUCACUUUUUAAGAGGAUUGUUACAAACUCCCAGCACCUUCCUUAACCCCUCUUCCCCUUCCUAUGUCUCAGCCCAUCCUGGCCUGUCUUCCUUUUCAAUCUGAGCAGCCCACUCAUUCAACAAUUUCUACUGACUUCUCAACUUUCUCAACAUUCAAAAGUCAAAGUCCUACCUGUGAAUGUGACCUUAUUUAGAAAUAGGAUCUUUGCAGCUAUAAUUAAGACAUGGUCAUUUAGGUGGACCCUAAUACAGUGUCUGCUGUCCUUUCAGAAGACGGAAAUUUAUACACAUGUCCAUGAACACACAUGGGAAAAGGCUAGGUGAAAAUACAGAGGGAAGGUAGCUCUGGGAGAUGGAGGCAGAGACUGAGGCAGAGACUGAAGCUAUGUUGUCCCAAGCCAAGGAAUGGCUGGAUCACUAGAAGGUAGCUCAGGCCAGGAAGAAUCCUCGCCUAAAAGCUCUGUAGGAAGUGUGGGCCUGUCAAUACCUUGAUGUCUGAUUCCUAGCCUCCAGAACAGGAAAUUUCAAUUGUUUUAAGCUGCCCAGUUUGUGGCACUUAUGGCAGACCUAGGAAAGGAAUAGACUUGGUACAUCAGGACUUGUUCCAGUACCUGCCUUACUGAUUUCUAAUCCUUUAGAAAUUCCUCAGUACCUUUUUUCCUGUUCUUUCUGGUCUGUUGGAAGGUUGGUUGAUUCUGCUACAAAUUCUUUCUUGCUUCAAGCAGGCUCUUUGAGCUGGUAAACUUUUUUGUCCCUUGACUUACUUUUUCAUCCUUGGUAGCAACAAUUCCAAACCUUUUCCUUUUUUCAAAACUUUGUGGCCGCCUUCAUGCUAUUUAUUGAAAAGAACUUGCAUCUUCAGCUGAGAAAAACUUUUCCUCUUCCCAUCUUAUUCUUCAUGGUUCUUUGCCUGGGGUUUUCAGUCUUGAUGUAUUUGUUCUCAUCAAGUGUGUUCAUAUUUAUUUAAGAAAAACAGACCAUCGAACAAAAACCUCCCACAAACUCUUGAUGCUUCUUGAUCUACAAACAGGAUUGAGAAGAACCUGUGUUUUCAAAUUUUCUUUAGGGAUUUCUCUGAGCCAUUGUUCUAUUAAAAUGUAAUUUGAGUCACUAGAUUAUUUCAAUGCAGAAACUUUUGUUCCUGGGGUUCCCCCUAGACCUUUUGGUGAUCGCUGUCCUAUACUUUUUCUGGCCAUCUUGGAGGAUUGCGGUCCUUUGUAUCCAGAGGCUUAAGAACCAGACUAGAGCUGCCUGCCCUCCACUCUUUUUGCAGUUGGGGGUUUCCUGUAGGUGCUGUGGGCUGCCCUGCGACAGCCAGGCUGCAGGUGCUGCAGGCUUAGUCUGGUGAACCUCCAGCCAGGUCUUCCCAGCAGUGGUUGGGGUGGCAGGAGGAAAGAUGAGGAGGGCAGAUAAGUCUGUAUCUUUGGCCUGCUCCAGAAAGACAGGCAGGAGUAGGUCCCAGAGAACCAAUGACUCUGGAGAUCUCUGGGAUCCCUAGAAGGGAAGACCAGAAGUACCCGGCAGAUGGCUCCAUCCUGGGGGCUCAGGGUGUGUGGACAUGAGUGGCUGGGAGCACCCCAGUUCCAGGUGAAGCUUUUCAUAGGCGAUAUUUGUCUUUACCAGUAGGUCAGUGUAGUGUAAUGUUUGUCAUGUUUCCCCAUUGUAAAGUUGCCAGUUUUCCCUUUCUAUAGCUGUGCCACUCACUUAACCUAACUCACACUCAAGGGACUAGGGAGGGAGGGAGGAGGAUUAAACUCCACCCUGGAGGUGGGGGGUAAAUCAUUUGCAAUGUUUUGUGGAUCCCUUCUGUCCCAUCUUUUAAUCAUUUAUAUCAAAAUGGGAUCAUGGAAACUUAUUUUAUCCGUUGGGUUGUACAUAUUCAGUGAAUGCUGUAUUAUUUUGUUGCUCAAAUUGUUCAAGCUUUGGCCAUUAGGAACUCCUUCAGAUUAGCUCUUUUGUUCUUUUAAUUUAUUUCCAUCCUAUGUUCUUGAGCCCUUCCUUGCUUUCUGGCACAAAAGAAUGCUCCAGGCUCAUGUUGUAUUUUCCUUUCCCCAACCUUCCUCCAAAAGCCCUAUUCUUUUCAUAUUCCUUUCAUCGCAGAAAGGUAUUUUGAAACCAAGAUCUGGGCACUGAGUGUGCUACUGGGUAUAAUUUCUCCCAGACUCUUAGUGGACAUGUUGCAGGAAAACAGCAAAUUAAAACAGACACACCAACAAUAUGGAGGAAGGAACCUUUCAUUGCUGGGAAGAACUCAGGUGCCUCAAGGUGUGAAGUGCUGAGUUCCAGGGAAAUUACAGUCACAACAAAGGGUACAAGGAGUUAAUGAUUAUAUUUCUCAAGAAACCAGGAUGCUGUUAUUUGUUACCUAGUUUUUUUCAAGGUUUUUUCACUCAGUGUAAAGUUUGUUCUUAUCUUUAGAGGAAGAGUUCUUCCGCAGCUGCCUGCUGCUUUCUUAGGAUCACUAAGAAGUAUAAGAUUCAUUUCUCUUUCUUCAGACACAGCUAGGAUAUAUAUGUGUAUACACACACUAAUUCACAUAUACACACAUUUCUAUAUUUUUUUCUAUAUUCAUCUACUACAUACAUUUGUAUUCAGCUAACUAUGAAUUAAUAGUGAUGUCUCCAACUCUGAUCCAGUUUCACAGUGUUCACUGUAGCCGUUUCUACUCUUUUUUUUUUUCACAAUUAUACUCAUUUCUUAAUAGUUUUGAAAUGUACCAUUGCAUCAUGCACAUUAGGUGAGGUCCCUCCAGAUGUGCUAUUUCUACUCUUAUCUGAAAUUAUCCUCUUUAUGAGAAAGCUAGCUGUCACCAUCCACCAUCCUCUUAUAUAUAACCCUGGCAUACAUGUAAAACAGACUCAGAAUUGUUAACUCAUAUCUCAAAAAAAUUUACCAGUUGGAGUACAGUGUUUAGGUACAAUUUGUUUCUAACCUUAGGUAUUUCCAUCAAAACACUAUUUUCCAAAGUUAUCAUACUUCGUUCAGCUUUUUCCUCUCCUGCCUCAUCAUCUUCAGUGAGGUUAUUAUUUUUUUUUUUUCAUGUUCUGAAUUUUAUCCUGGAGUUCUUUUAACAUGUUGGUCAAUUUUUAAAAUUUUCUGUAUGAUAAGGUUCGCUUUUGGUGAUACAUGGUUAUAUGGGUUUAGACACAUGUACAGAGUUACGCAUUUAUCAGUCCAGUAAUAUGUCGUACAGCUUCAUCAUCCUAACAUUACGCUAUGUGUCACCUUUGUAGUCAGUCAUCCGCCUGCCCUCCCAACCUUGGACACUUCUAUCCCUAAUACUUUUGGCUUUUCCAAUAUACGUAUAAUACGUAUCUUUUGUGUAUGAUUUCUUGCACUUAGGAAAAGAAGUAUUUAUGAUUCAUCCACAAUUGUAUGAAUCAAAGCUCAUUCUUUUCUAUUGGUAAAUAGUAUUCCAUUGUACAAAUCAAUGUUAGCUAAUCCAUUAAUCUGUGGAAGGAUAUUUUGGUUACUUCCAGUUUGGGGCAAUUAGGAACACAGCUGCCAUAAAAUUUGUGUAAAGUUUUUUUGUGAACACAAGUUUCCAAUAGAUUUCAUAGUUUCAGUUCACUUGAGUGAAUACAUAGGAGUGUGUUUAGUAAAUCUGUUUAACCUCGUAAUUGCCAAAUUGUCUCCAAAGUGGUUGUAUCAUUUUUCAUUCUGAGCAGCAAUGAAUGAGAGUUCCUGUUACUUUACAUUCCCACAUGAAUUUGGUAUUUUCAGGAUUUUUUUUUUCCAUCCUAAUAGGUAUAGUGGUAUCUCGUUGUUUCACUUGCAUUUCUCUAAUGACAAGUAAUACUGAGCAUUUGUUCAUGUUCUUGUUUGCCAUCCACAUGUUUAGGGUUGUUACAUCUUCUUGGAGAGUUGACCCCUUUAUCAUUAUAUAAUAAUACUCCUCUUUAUUUCUGAUAAUUUCCUUGGUCUGAAGUUUAAUUUGUCUGAAAUUGACAUAGUAACUCCUGUAUGUAUUCAAGUUGAAAUGAAAGAACACUGAACAGCAACACAAAAACAUAUAAAAGUACAAAUCUCAUUGGUAAAGGUAAAGAUACAGACAAAUGCAGAAUAAUGUAGUACUGUAAUGGUGAUGGAUACAUCACUUUAGUGUAAAAGUUAAAAAGGACAAAAGUAUUAAGGAUAACUAUAAUCAUAAAAAUUUACUAAUGGAUGUACACUAUAAAAAGCAAUUGUGACAUCAAUAACAAAGCAUGUGUGUUAGGGGGGAAGUCUUUGUAUGCUUUGAAGUUAUCAGUUUAAAAUAGACUUCUGGCCAGAGGCGGAGC
Molecule: messenger RNA, 7655 nt
Organism: Nycticebus coucang (slow loris)
Lineage: Eukaryota; Metazoa; Chordata; Mammalia; Primates; Lorisidae
Gene: TRIM4
Product: tripartite motif containing 4
Exons: 7
Coding region: 184-1686 (500 amino acids)
Molecular function (GO): protein binding; zinc ion binding
Source: RefSeq, a predicted model, not a curated record